UGGGUGAUGGAUGGUGUAUUGGCCUUAUAUUCUUGGUCAUAUGAGGUGACUGAUUUAGUAGGUGGUGUAUCAACAACAACUCAAAUGUCCCUUGGCUUUUUGUGGUUGUUUAUUCAGCCCUAGUAGGGAACAUAAAGGGGACAAGAAUGGGGAAUAUCUUGGUUGAUGUUGUGUUGGGAUAAUGAGGGAUAUUUGGCCUGGGGUUUAUAGAAAAGGAUAGAAGGUUUUAUUUGUUUAUUAAAAGGUUUAAAAGAAAGAAAAUAACAACAAACAAAGGUUGUGGUUUACACACUCUUAUUUUCGGCCAGGGCCUAAAAUAGGAGUAGGAAAACUUUAUUUUGAAAAGGAAAUAUUUUGGAUGUUUAGGGAAGGUAUGGAGAGUGUGGGCUCAGCCUAGGGUGGGUGUAGGACAACCAUGGUGUUGGGUUGGGUUCUAAGACAGGAAAAUGGAGAAGUUUCAACCCAAUUAAUGUCACCACACGAUCCUAAAUUUCAACCUGAUCUUUCAAGCACCUAUAAACCUGUGAAAUGCAAUAUUGAUUGCAGCUGCGACAGGGACAAUGACCAAUGCAUUUAUGAAAGGCAAUAUGCUGAGAUGAGUUCUAGCAGCGGGGUGCUUGGCGAGGACAUUAUUUCAUUUGGGAACCAAAGUGAGCUCAAACCUCAGCGAGCCACAUUUGGUUGUGAAAAUUUGGAAACUGGUGAUCUUUACAGUCAACAUGCUGAUGGCAUCAUGGGGUUGGGUCGUGGAGACCUCAGUAUAGUUGAUCAACUAGUUGAGAAAAAAGUAAUUACUGAUUCAUUCUCUUUGUGCUAUGGUGGGAUGGAUAUUGGUGGCGGUGCAAUGGUUCUUGGUGGAAUAUCACCUCCUGCCGAUAUGGUCUUUACUCAUUCAAAUCCAACGCGGAGUCUCGGGAUGGCAACAGCCCAUAUUACAAUAUAGAGCUGAAGGGGAUGUAUGUUGCUGGGAAAAAGCUAUCUAUCAACCCACGGGUCUUUGAUGGAAAGCAUGGAACUGUCCUUGAUAGCGGUACCACAUACGCUUACCUACCAGAAGAAGCAUUUAAAGCAUUUAAGCAUGCUGUCAUGAAUGAAGUUCGUUCACUGAAGAAGAUUGAUGGCCCAGAUCCAAACUACAAGGAUAUAUGUUUUUCUGGUGCUGGAAGUGACAUUUCCAAACUUCCAAAGGCAUUUCCAUCAAUUGAGAUGGCAUUUAGCAAUGGACAGAAACUAUCACUUUCUCCUGAAAACUACUUGUUCAGGCAUUCAAAGGUUCGUGGUGCUUAUUGCCUGGGGAUUUUUCAGAAUGGGAAGGAUCCUACAACUCUUUUAGGAGGGAUUGUCGUCCGCAACACACUAGUAACAUAUGAUCGUGAAAAUGAAAGGAUUGGUUUUUGGAAAACUAAUUGUUCUGAGCUAUGGGACAGACUAGGUGUACCUAGCGCACCUCCACCUUUGCCUUCAGAAUUGACUAACCAGAAUUCAACUGCAAAUAUGGCCUUGCCUCCUGCUGAGAUUCCAAGGAACAUUACUUCAGAGGAAAUAAAAGUAGGCUAUCUGACGGUAUACUUGUCACUUAGCAAAAACUAUUCAGAUCUGAAGCCCAAAAUUUCAGAAUUUAACAAAUUGGUUGCCCAGGAGUUGCGUAUUAAAAUUUCUCAGGUCCAGUUAUUAAACUUUUCAUCAAGCGGAAAUGAAUCCCUAAUUAAAUUGGCUAUUUUUCCUAUGAAACCUGCAUAUUACAUGCAAAAUGCCACUGCUAUGGAAAUUGUCUCAAGCUUAGCUGAACAUCGUUUACACCUUCCUGAGAAAUUUGGAAGUUAUAAAUUGCUGGAGUGGAGUGUUGAGACCCCUCAAAAACGGACAUGGUGGCAACAAAAUGUGAUGGCUAUAGUUGUCGCAUUAGCAGUUGUAGCGAUACUUGGAUUAUCAGCUUCGUUGGGAUGGUUCAUUUGGACGCGUAGACAAUCACCCAUGUCGUAUAAGCCUGUAAAUAUUGCAAGCCCUGAACAAGAACUCCAACCGCUAUGAAUAUAUAUAUAUAUAUAUAUAUAUAGUCUGUACCAGAAAAUCGGGAACUGUAUUUCUUUCUUUUUAAACCCGAGUUACAGGUUCAUGGAAGUUUUGUCUUUAUAGUGGUCUCCAGAUAUGUAAGUGAAUGUUUCAUGAUAUCUUUAAACUGAAAACCAUUUCAAUUAUGUUUGAUCCUUGUGCUGUUAUUUCAUUUGCACUAUGUUUGGUUCAAGUAAUUUGGAAAGAAAAGAAAAAUAAAAGUUUUUCCUCAUU
This is a messenger RNA of Cuscuta campestris, 2286 nucleotides long. The record is from the annotation of a GenBank genome assembly. Lineage: Eukaryota; Viridiplantae; Streptophyta; Magnoliopsida; Solanales; Convolvulaceae.